Molecule: messenger RNA, 1655 nt
Organism: Plasmodium cynomolgi strain B
Lineage: Eukaryota; Apicomplexa; Aconoidasida; Haemosporida; Plasmodiidae
Product: mannosyltransferase
Exons: 1
Biological process (GO): GPI anchor biosynthetic process
Cellular component (GO): endoplasmic reticulum membrane; mannosyltransferase complex
Molecular function (GO): alpha-1,6-mannosyltransferase activity; GPI mannosyltransferase activity
Source: RefSeq, a predicted model, not a curated record
AUGCGAGACGAGGGGAGAGCUGUUCAGGAGGGGGAGGAGCAUGAUCAGCAGGGGGAGCAGCAGGGGGAGCAGCAGGAGGAAGCAGAAGCAAAAGCAGAAGCAGAAGCAGAAGCGGCGAAAACAAAACUUAACCUGCCCGCCGACGUGCUAACCGUUGCAGCCACUGCUCUUAUAGUGCGAGCACUCACUGCAGGAUACACCAUCAUAUGGUCCAAACUGAUAAAUAGCUACAAGUCUAGCAAUGACCUGCUGUGCGAUGAAGAAAGAUGCACUUUGUGGAAUUAUUUAAAGUGCUUUUCUUCCUGGGACGGGGAGUAUUUUUUACGCUUAUCAUUAAACGAAACAGAAUACCUGUACGAGCAGAACCAUGCCUUUUUCCCUGCACUGCCGUUAGUAGUAGGUUACUUAAAAAGACUGCUGAAGGGUGGAUUCCCCAAUGUGAGUGCCUGCUCGAUGUAUGUGCUAAUCGCUAUAAUUGCCAACAUUUUUUUGUUUGUUCUUUCCGCCAUUGGGUUGUACCUAUUUGUGUUUACUACUUCCCUCAGUGUAAGGGCAACACAUAUGGGUGCGUCUUCCCCAGAGGUGAGCUUCAAGGGGGAAAGGAGUGAAAAUGGCGCAAAGAGUGAAAGGAGUGAAAAAGGCGCAAAGGGUGAAAGGAGCGCAAAGAAGAAGGCCAACUACACGCACAAUGCUAAAAGUGUAAAGGACUGCCGUCGGCUGAGCUUCAUGGCUGCUCUUCUGUUCACGUUCAACAUAGGGAACAUACACAUGAGCAGUUUUUACAGCGAAGGUUUCUUUAGCUGCCUAUCCAUUUGGGGAUUCACCUUUUUGCAGUGGUCCGUGAAUGUCAACAAGGGGAGCUCCGCUUUUUUCGAGCUGUUAGCAGUUGUGUCCUUUUCGGUUGCAUCCUUCUUCAGAUCCAACGGGAUUUUAUUUUUAAUUCCCCUUUUCGUGCACUGUCUGAGAACAUGUGCAUUUUGUGUGCACUGCGCAGGGGUGGUAUCUCUUGGGCGGGAACCACACAGAAGAACAGACGGAGCGCAGCUGUUGAGCCACCCCUCAGAGGGAGAGCAGCUAUUGAGCCACUCCUCAGACGGAGCGCAGCUAUUGAGCCACCCCUCAGACGGGGCGCAACUGUUGAGCCUCUUCUCAGAAAAACGAGUCUUCUUGAAGUUUGCCCUCCACUGGGGAAAGGCACUGCUCGAAGCAGCACUCGUGGUCCUACCGCUUCUCACCUUUCAAGCCUACGCCUACUACUUGUAUUGUGUGGAGGGAUAUGAUAACCCGUGGAGAGAGAAACACAAAAAAUUUCACAACUUUUUUUUAUCCUUUUGGGCAAACCCCCUUGAGUAUGCAAACGGGUCGAGGUACACCCAUAGACAAGACCAACUGAUGAUACGUAGACCAUGGUGCGAGAAAACCAUCCCAUUUAUUUACAAUUACAUUCAGGAUAAGUAUUGGGACGUUAAGUUUUUAAAAUUUCUUCGAUCACCCAGUGGCAAUGUGUUGUAUGCAUUGCCUGUUUAUUUCAUGUCGUUUCAUGCCGUGCACCACUUUUUAAGGCACCCGACAUUCACCGGGGGUCAGGCUCCUUUUUUUCUGUUUAGUCCCUUCCUCGGGGAGGUGCUCCACCUGGGCGUUUUGUGCCUCUACCU